Molecule: messenger RNA, 550 nt
Organism: Capsella rubella
Lineage: Eukaryota; Viridiplantae; Streptophyta; Magnoliopsida; Brassicales; Brassicaceae
Product: protein transport protein yos1
Exons: 3
Coding region: 157-393 (78 amino acids)
Biological process (GO): endoplasmic reticulum to Golgi vesicle-mediated transport
Cellular component (GO): endoplasmic reticulum membrane; Golgi membrane; COPII-coated ER to Golgi transport vesicle
Source: RefSeq, a predicted model, not a curated record
AAUUUGAUGGUUCAAGUUAGAAGGGUCGGGAAAAAAAACAAAACAGAUCGCAACUUCACAAGCUUCGUCUCCAAUUUUCUUCUCAUCUCACCUAUAUUCUCAGGUUCAGGAGGAGAUUCAGUCAAGACUUUGAGCUAAAGUUCUACUCGAAAAAUCAUGGGAUUCUGGACACUGAUGGAAGGAUUGCUGCUAUUUGCAAACGCAUUGGCUAUCCUCAACGAAGACCGUUUUCUAGCUCCCAAAGGAUGGACACUUGCAGAGCUCCACCAAACCGGCAAAAGAAACUCUCUCAAAGGCCAGAUCAUUGGUCUCAUCCACGCCUGCCACUACAUGAGGCUUCCUCUCAUGCUCUUUAACUUAAUUGUCAUUGUCGUUAAGCUUUUCUCCGGUUAAUAUAAUUCACACCCCUUUUUGAAUAAUUUUUCAGUCCAAACAUUUCUGCAACUUCUUUUUGUCCCUUUGCUAAGAUUGAGAGGUUUCUUGUUUGUUCAGUCUGUAGAAAUCUAAAACCAAAAGCUUACUUUGUAUACAUUAUUGUUAUGCUUCUUAA